Microtus ochrogaster (prairie vole) is the source of this 2088-nucleotide messenger RNA. Its product is annotated as schlafen family member 12-like. The transcript has 3 exons. Lineage: Eukaryota; Metazoa; Chordata; Mammalia; Rodentia; Cricetidae. The record is from RefSeq and is a predicted model, not a curated record. Bases 92 to 1672 code for a protein of 526 amino acids.
GCUGUGGUUCUGUAAAGCAGAGCUGGCUCUCACUGGUUGGCUCCUGUUCUAAUGGCUCCGUCUGUUUGACAGGAGAGCAAGGGCUCGGAAAAUGAGCAUCAGCAUUGACCAGGAGACGGACUAUGCCGAACUGGUUCUGUCUGUAGGAGAAAUCACAUUGGGAGAGGAGAAUCAGAAGACAAUGAAAGAUCCACAAUUGAGAAGGAGAGAGGCCCACAGUAUCUCACAGGCUGUGUGCACUCUGCUGAAUUCUGGAGGGGGCGUGGUCAAGGCUCGCAUUGAGAAUUCAAAUUACAGCUUCAAAAGAGAUGGAAUAGGACUGGAUUUGGAAAAUUCUUUUCGUGAAAUUCUUCCAUUUCCUCAGAAAUACCUAGACUGCGUGCAGAACAAAGGGUACUUUUUAAUUUUUGUGAAACCAUGGAUCCCGAAUAUCUCCGGUCAGCGUGUCCUCACCUUGAAAACCAAUUUCUAUGUGAGAAAUUUGUCAACUUCAGAUGAACUGAAAGGUCCUGAUGCAGUGCAGUUCCUCAAAGCCAAGAAGGACUCUGAAGGGAGAUCACGUUCAAGACAGGGCUUGCCUGCAUCAUGUGACUCUGAUGAGUUACAGCACGGAAGUCUACACACAUUUUUUAACAGAGAAGAGUUGACCCUGGAGGAGACAUCCUGUUUUACUAAAUCCAAACAAACAGAAGUUAAAAUGACCCCUAAAGAAAAGAUUUUAGAGAUUCUCCCUAAAACUGUGUCUGCAUUUGCCAACACUGACGGGGGAUAUUUGUUCAUUGGUUUAAAUGGAGGAAACCUAAACCAGCAAAUGGUUGGUAUUGAAGCGGAGAAGAGCAAUCUUGAGAAUCUAGAGAGUGAAAUAGAGAAGUGCAUCCGACAGCUGCCUCUCGGUCACUUCUGUGAGAAACAAGAGAAGAUAAAGUACACAUGCAAAUUCAUCCCAGUCCACAGACCAGGAGAUGUGCGCUCAUAUGUGUGUGCACUCAGAGUGGAGAGAUUCUGCUGUGCUGUGUUCGCUGCAGAGCCUGAGUCCUGGCACGUGGAAGACAGCUGUGUCAAGAGGUUUACCUCAGAGGAAUGGGUCAAGCGCCAGAUGGACACAACACGAGUGCUGGCUAGAAAGAUGCCAUGCUCUCCAGAAGGCCUCUGCAUGGAGCUGUGCUCAGAACACGAACGAUAUGAGCAGUUACUUCAGACAGAGCUGGGCUCACUUCGUCAAGGGAAGCUGAUCAUCUCUGAGAGCUUGGCUUUAAGUCUGGGCUUACAGAAGAAGCAGGAAGUCAUCUUGGAUGUGCUUCAUAUUUCCCAGGACAGUCUCCUGACCCUGCACAGCUUUGUCCGGGGAGAGGAGGAGCUGGAAGGCGACAGCUCCGUUCUGAGGGACCUGGGCGCCAAGUUAAAGAACGACUGUAAACAAACUGCACAGACUUUAAAGCAGAAGCUGGUAAAUCUUGGCGGUUUCACUGGGAAAAUAGGUGUUGCGAUAAAGAUAACGUACUUGGGUCAUAGGGCAGUGUCUCUAUAUGAUUCAAGCUCGAGAAUAAGUUACCCCAGAGAGUAUUAUCUGACAACCAAGACAGUAAGGGACUUAGAGAAGGCCCUUAUUGAAGUAUUAGGGACAGUGUACCGAUGUAAAACUGUAGUGAUCAGUUUACCUCUGAAUUUUUAAACACAUAGAAUUAGAUAUUUUACUUUUCGAGGAUUGUCCUAAAUCAUGUUUCAGACUGUUUGACAUGGAAAGUGGACUAUGGUGCAAUGAUAUCUCAUAUUAUGAAGUGAAAAUAUUCUCUGAUUGUCAGGAGCCAUUUCCCCCAAAAAGUAUUGCAGGGACCAUUGUCCUGGGGAUGUUUGCAGAGAGCCCCACACCCCAACUAUAUUGAGAACUGUUUGUGGUUGGAAUCACAAAAGGAAAGAUUCUGCUUGCAUAGAGAACACUAGGUGUGUUGACUCCUGACCUCCUGACCAAGGACUCCUGACCUCAUGACCAAGGACUCGUGACCUCCUGACCAAAGACUCGUGACCUCGUAUCCGAGGACUCCUGACAGAAGACUUGUGACCGACUCGUGACCAAGUGUCUACUUGUGA